AUGCAUAAAACUGCAACAAGAUCCAUAGCAAGGACUAGAUACUUUCAAGCUAGGUAUCAGCAUACUAAUGCUGUAAGAAUAGCAGCAAGAGCAUCGAUAUCAACAUCAGCAGCAGCAGAAGCAGCAGCAGCAGAAGCAGCCAUGAAGGAAAUUAAAACACCUAUAGGUCCAGAAGCACAAAGAAGACAAUCAAUUGUUAAGACUUCACGAUUGUCUAGAGAAGGUGCUAAAGAGUGUCCAUUGAGCGGAUUUUCAUUGCUAAACUCACCGUUUUAUAAUAAAGGUUCGGCCUUUACCGAUGAAGAAAGGAAAGCGUUUGAGCUAGUUGGGUUAUUACCCACGGGGGUGAAUACCUUAGAAGAGCAAGUUGAGAGAGCUUAUUUCCAGUAUUCAACUAGAGUCGACGAUUUGUCCAAAAACUCGUUUAUGGACUCUUUAAGACUACAAAAUAAAGUGCUAUUCUUUGCAUUGGUUAAGAAGCAUAUUAAGGAAAUGUUACCAAUCAUAUAUACCCCUACAAUUGGUGACGCAAUUGAAGGGUACUCUCGUAGAUUUAGGAAACCAGAGGGCUGUUUUUUGAAUAUAACAGAUCCUGACUCAAUUGAAAAGAGUUUGGCAAAUUUUGGUACCGAUAAAGAUGUUGAUAUGGCUGUUAUUACCGAUGGUUCAGCUAUACUUGGAAUCGGAGAUUGGUCAAUCCAAGGUAUCUUGAUUGCUGUUGGUAAAGGUAAUAUUAUCACGGUAGCAGGUGGUAUCAAUCCAAGAAGAAUUGUUGCAAUUGGUGUAGAUGCAGGGACAAAUAACGAAAAGUUAUUGAGAGAUCCAUUGUACAUGGGAAACAGGUUCCCUCGUGUGGAAGGUAAAGAGUACUAUGACUUCAUGGACAAGGUGAUCAUGGCCUACAAAAAGAGAUUCCCAUCAUCGGUAUUGCACUUUGAAGAUUUUAGUACUUUGGCAGCAAAAACCUUGUUAGACAAGUAUAGGGAUCAAUUGGCUUGUUUCAACGAUGAUAUGCAAGGAACCGGGUGUGUCAUUGUCGCUUCAAUCAAAGCUGCCAUGAAAGUCACUAAUCGCAAGUUUACCGAAAGCUCUAUUUUGAUCUAUGGUGCCGGUGCCGCAGGUAUGGGAAUUGCUACACAAAUUGUAAGCAAUUUGGUGUCUUCAGGAUUGACUCCCGAACAAGCAAGAUCAAAAGUUUUCUUGAUGGACAGAUUUGGGCUCGUGACUGAAUCAACCCAAGCAUCACCAUCACAGCACGAGUUUGCCAAACCAGACAAAGAUUGGGAGGGAAUUGACAAACACAGCUUGGUGGAUGUCGUCAAUAAAGUCAAACCAACUAUUCUUAUUGGAAGUUCAACCCGACCAAAAGCUUUCAAUGAAGAGGUUGUUAAAACCAUGUACAAAUACAAUAAAGAUCCCGUUAUUUUCCCUCUUUCCAACCCAACAAAAUUACACGAAGCAUACCCAGUUGAUAUUAUGAAAUGGACAGAUAAUCGCGCAUUAAUUGCAACAGGAUCACCUUUCGAUCCAGUUGAUGGCUACGUCAUUUCUGAAAACAAUAAUUGCUUUGCGUUCCCAGGUAUAGUUCUUGGAUCGGUUUUAGCAAGAACCACAAAGAUAACCGAUGAAAUGAUUUCCGCUGCUGUCGAGGCCUUAAGUGAUAUGUCGCCGAAACUCAACGAUCCAAAAGCAGGUUUGUUACCAGAUAUUACUGAAAUUCAUGAUGUUAGUGCUCAUGUUGCAACCGCUGUUGUAUUGCAAAGUUUGAAAGAAGGCACUGCACAAGUUGAAGGUGAGAAAAUUCCAGACGAUGGAUACGUUCGUGUUCCCACAGAAUAUAACGCUUGUUUGAAAUGGGUCAAAUCACAAAUGUGGAAACCCGAGUAUAUGCCACUUAUCAAAGUGGAAUACGUUCCAGAGGUCCAUACUAAUCAAUAUUAA
Messenger RNA from Lodderomyces oxycetoniae, 1941 nucleotides. It is a transcript of the gene MAE1, whose product is annotated as malate dehydrogenase (oxaloacetate-decarboxylating). Lineage: Eukaryota; Fungi; Ascomycota; Pichiomycetes; Serinales; Debaryomycetaceae. Gene Ontology annotation, biological process: pyruvate metabolic process; malate metabolic process. Gene Ontology annotation, molecular function: NAD binding; malate dehydrogenase (decarboxylating) (NAD+) activity. The transcript is spliced from 2 exons. The record is from RefSeq and is a predicted model, not a curated record. Gene Ontology annotation, cellular component: cytosol; mitochondrion. The coding region runs from base 1 to 1941 and encodes 646 amino acids.